This is a messenger RNA of Ipomoea triloba (trilobed morning glory), 414 nucleotides long. RefSeq lists its product as uncharacterized. The record is from RefSeq and is a predicted model, not a curated record. The coding region runs from base 1 to 414 and encodes 137 amino acids. Lineage: Eukaryota; Viridiplantae; Streptophyta; Magnoliopsida; Solanales; Convolvulaceae. The transcript has a single exon.
AUGGCUUCUUCGGUUUAUUGUAUGCUGUUCUUGUUUCUUCUUUCUGGGUUUCACUCCAUUGUUGGAGCUCAAGAUCUUCGAGCUCCCCACGGCCUUGCUUACGAGAGCCCUGCCGCAGACGGCGGCGCUGUUUCCCCUGAAGCGUACGCGUUUUUCAACCCCGCCGCCGCCUCGAAGAAUAGUACUGCUGCUGCGCAGUUCCCUAAUGCGGCGGCGUCUUCCCUGGAAUCGAAUCUGGCGCGUGAUAGCGUGGCCAAGACGGAGGGCGGCGGAGGCGGAGGUGGUGGGAUGGUCGGAAUUCUGAUCGGAUUUCUGUUUGUUGUGGUUUUAGUGCUUGGGGUUUUCUUUGUGGUCACCACUCGGAAGCGCAAUUGGACUAAAGCUAAUGCUACUGCGGAUAUGCCUCAAGCGUGA